UGUGCAGGGCACGGUGCGGGCACGGUCCCACCGCCGAGCAUCCCGCGGGUCCCGGCCACCCCCGUGCCAGCCCCCCGGACCCAUCGGUGACACGAACCGAGCGUUCUCUGCGCGGGGUCAGCGCUUCAGCCACUCCCGGAUGCGGAUGCCCCCAGCCCCUCCUGCUCGCCCAGCCUUGCCCAAACUGGUGGGACUGGUCCUGGCUGUCGCAGGUGUCUGUGGAGCCCCGCUGCGUGUCCCCCAGGGCUGCUCUCAUCACCCAGCUCGGCUGGCAGAGGUUUUAACGGGGCCGUGCACCUGCCGCUUCCUCGCCCGAAUCUUGGGGUUCCCUCGGUGCCGGGAGCCUCGGAGCUCCGGCUGGGCAGAGGUCGCUGGAAGCGGCUCCAGCCCCACGGGAGGGGACGAUGACCCGGCGCCCGUCGCGGUCCCUCCCUCGUUGGUGGCUUUGGCAAUCUGCAGCCAUGAGUCAGGGCCAGGCUGUUAUCUUGAGGCUCCAGGGUGGCACCUGAGUGGCGUCGGCGACCUGGGAAUGGGGACAUCGGCUCGUGACGCAGGCGGGGAGGGCCGGGGGUGUCUGGCCAGGCUGACGAACGUGUCCCCCUCCCACCACCUGCCCGGGCUUGCCUGGACAUGCUGGGACUUGCCUGGCAGUGAGGUCACCCCUGUCUGUGUGCUCACACUGCCCGGAGAUAGGAAGCUGGAUUUCUAUUUUUACUCGGGGUGCUGGGUCUGAGCGCGGGGUGGCCACGGGGGCUGAAUGUGGCCCCCCAGCCCCGGGCUGGGCACUCCCCAGCUCCCCACUGGCACACUGAGCUGGUGACAUGCCUGGUAAUAGGAUCAUUGAAUCAUUAGGGUUGGAAAGAUCUCCAUGAUCCUCGAGUCCAAAAAUCUGACCGACCCUCGCCCUGUCAGCUGGACCAGAGCUCUGAGUGCCGCAUUCAGUUGUUUCUUGCACACUUCAGGGGUGGAAUGUGGGGAAGACAAUGUGGCACAGGCAAUCCAGAGGGGCUGCAGGUGCUGAGUUUGGGGAGAAAUUUUCCCUGGAGGAGGCUGAGAACUCAUUUCUUGGGGAAAUUUGGGGUUGGGGAGGAUCUUUUGUGGCCUGGCUUUGAGAGUCCCAGAUUAGGUGGGAAAUUGGAGCUAUGAAUCUUCCUUUUUUAAGCUGAUUCAGUGAGUGUGGCUGUUGCAGCAGGGGCAAGCCUUAGCUCUGAAAACUCAAAUCCCAGAGCAGUGCUGCCUCUUAUCAGCUGGACUCGAUGAUCUUGUAGGUGUUUUCCAACCUUAACAAUUCUGAUUCUAUGUCCAGCUUCCUCAUAAGUGGGGUGUAGUGAGGGGCCCAUUAUCCCCACACGUGUGUCAGGGGAAGCUCUGCUCGGAUGGAAAGGCUUUGUCACUUUCUGGGAAGGUCAAGGCUUUCGGCACCGAUUUGAAAAAAAAACAAACAAGGUCUUGUUUCUGGUUACCCAACAGCUCCUUGCAGAUAAGGAGGGUGGUUAACAAAGUGGUCAAGCUUGUGGCACGUUCUUGCAGCUGCUUGAAGGUUUCCUUACCACUGGGUCUGAGUUCUUGAGAUGAAGAAACUGGCCAGAAAAACAUCCUGUUGCUUCACUUGCCCGUGUGCUAACUUGCCCUUGCCUGCAUGGAGGUGGGGAUGAGCAGGUUGGGCAGUGUCUGGGGACUGGGGGAGCAUCAUCUGCUGUGGCUCUGAGGCUGGCACCCCCAGGGCUGUCGUGGGUGGAGCAGUGAGGUGCUGGAUGCUCUGACCUGGCAGGGCUUUGCCUGCUGCAGGGGGAGUAGGGAACGUUGACAUCUGCACCUUCCCCACCCUCCUGUCUCGCGCUGGGCUGUGUCUGACCUCAGCCAUGCUCCAGCCUUUGCUAAAAUCUCCAAAGUCAGACUCCAGAUGUGUCAGUCCCCUCUGGGCUGCCUCAGUGCAGACCCAGCCCAGCUGGUCCCACCUUGGCUGCCUUGCUUUGCCCUGGUGGCCAGCGCUCCCCUGUGUUUGCUGCUGUCACCCCAGCCCCAUAACUCGCUCUGCUUUCCCCGCAGCCGCCACGAUGCCGCUGUCCCAGAGCAGGGCUGGGCAGAGCCCCUGCAGCACCAAAGCCUGCAGGAACCUCUUUGGCCCUGUGGACCACGAGCAGCUCCAGCAGGACUUUGAGGACCAGAUGAAACAACAGCUGGAAGAAGCUCAGCAGCGCUGGAACUUCAACUUUGAGACAGAGACUCCCCUGGAAGGGCCCUUCAAGUGGGAGAGGAUGCUGGUGGCUGAGCAGCCGCCCCAGCAGGUUCACAGCCUGGUCAGGGCUGUCAUCAGCAGUGACAGCAGGAGCUCCCUGGCCACCAGGGUCCCCCCCAAGGAGCGUGUUGGCAGGAUUUGCCCCGAGGAGGCUCAGCAGAGCUCGAAGGUUUGCAGGGCUGGGUCCCUGCAGAAACGUGGGCAGACCACAAUCAAAGACUUCUACAGUGCCAAGAGGAGGAUUGUCCCUGCCCGGCCCCGGCCGUGACGCGCUGGGGCAGCCGCUGCCACCAGGAGCGUGGCUCCCCACCCUGAGCUCCGUGUAGCAAUGUAGAUCUGUAGUUUCCUAUUUAUGAGUUGCUCUGGGGUCCUGAGGGACCUCCACUGUGUGCAAUGUAGAGGAGGAGCCCCACGGUGGGGCUGAAGGAGGACUGAGAUGGACCUGGUGGGAUGAAGGCACUGCCCUGCCUGCAGAAAAGCGCCCCGUGCCUGUGGGUCCAGGCACCGUCCUUGUGCUGUCCUGCUGUCCUGCCGUGGUCUGUCCCCUGCCUAGGGGCUGGUCCCGGGGGACACUUGUGUCCCAGCCACCUGGUGGCACCAGAUAUCUUUAAGAAAUGUCACUGGUGUGGGUUGUAGAGCCCUGGGACAGCCCUGCUGCCGGCACAGGGGUGCCCUCUGUCCCAGCAGGAUGGACUGAGCACUUGUCCGUGUGUGGGAGCAGAGAGAUGUGGAGGCUGCUCCUUCCCACGGCUCUGGGCAGAGGAAGCUGUUCCCGGGACAAACCUUCCCUGGGAGCAGCCAUGGGGGACCAACAGUGCCCCCGGGAGGCUUUGGGAUCCCCUGCACUCUGCUGGCCCCAAAUCCCAUUUUCUCUCCUUGCUGUUGGCUUGUUGAGAGGUACUGCUUGCCCCCAUGCCCCUGCCUGCCCCGACACUGACCAGGCUGGGGAGCCCCUGCUCUGGCUCUGCUGGGCUCCUCUAGGAAGAAGUUCUUCUCAGCAGCAUGGAUGAUGCUGAAAUAAGGAAUUGUAGCUUGUUUUCCUGGACUCUUUCUCCUUUGGGGCUGGCCAGGAGAGGACCCUCACCUGGCUCUGCUCUGGGACCAAGGAUGGCCUGGAGCAGAGGCUGCUCAGUUCCAGCACUGAAGGAUGAGUCCCUGAGGGACUCAACACUGUCAGAUCUUGGCACUUUCAUGGAGUUCAUCUGCUGCUCUGCUGGAUUUGGACUCUGGAAACUGGUGCAAGAUGGUCCCAGGAAGAAAAGGGACAGGGUUCAUCUCCCACCUUGCACCACCAUGCACUUUGCUGUGGGUGAAGCUUCCAAGCUCCCAGCACUAAAUGUUUAUUUAUAUUUAAAAUAAUGCUAUGAAGUUAUGUGGGGAAAGACCUCUUUGUCUGUACGUGUUAACUCUGAAUAAACAGCUGUGCAAAGGCA
Messenger RNA from Agelaius phoeniceus (red-winged blackbird), 3672 nucleotides. It is a transcript of the gene CDKN1A, whose product is annotated as cyclin dependent kinase inhibitor 1A. Gene Ontology annotation, cellular component: nucleus; cyclin-dependent protein kinase holoenzyme complex. Gene Ontology annotation, molecular function: cyclin-dependent protein serine/threonine kinase inhibitor activity. The record is from RefSeq and is a predicted model, not a curated record. Gene Ontology annotation, biological process: negative regulation of cyclin-dependent protein serine/threonine kinase activity; regulation of G1/S transition of mitotic cell cycle; DNA damage response. NCBI's taxonomy places the organism in Eukaryota, Metazoa, Chordata, Aves, Passeriformes, Icteridae.